AUGGAUGGAAACGCCAAAUUCACCUUCAUCAACGGACCUAAUGUUAAGUCGAUCAGCUCAAAGGAUGAUCGCAGUUCCGUGCGAUCGUGGUUCCUAAGACGAACCUUUGAGGAUCGGCGAAAGGCGGCCCUCAACGCUAAAACAGGGCGCAAGAGAAACCUCCUACCGUCCAGCAGCAAGAAGCAAAGAAGGUCUCCAAAAAAGGGGAUACUAGAUGAGGAGGAUUCCAAAUCCAUAAACGAGUUGAUAUCGAAACACGCCAUUAUUGCAUCUGAAGAUUCUGCUGCUCAGGUGCUUGAAAAGACCUCCGAUGUCAGCACUGACGGUAUCGAAUCUCCCAAAAGCCAACUGCUCUUUUGGGGAAAUCAGCGGAGCGAUCCAUUUGCUCCGAAAUACAUACCAGACAUGGAUAACAACUAUGACAGGUUGAUUGACCACUGCAUGCGUGUACUCUGGCCGGGCUUUCGGCGAGUGGACAGCUACGCUGUGCAAUUUUAUCAAACUUGGGUCCCUCGGUCUUUACAGUCUCCUCACUUACUAAACUCGAUCCUCUUCUGCGCAUCCAAUCAUACACUGACGUUGACCAACAGGGGCUUGUGCCCGAGAGAAGAGCAACUGCGAUACCGAGGGCGGGCUCUGGAGUCACUCAGGACGAUGAUAACAAAUGACAAUUGCGAUAUUGAAGCUUUGAUAAUGUCAUCCCUCUUCCUCUCCCUCAACGACGGCGUAUACAUACGCGGACCUAUUGCCGGAAUUUCGGGCCCAUUCACGCCACCGCUACAGAGUUUGCAGUGGCUUGAUAACUACGCCUCCAGAGAAGUACAUCCGCUUCACUGGGCCGCUGUCGAGUCGCUUGUUUGCCAGAUAGGCGGUAUUCGGAGUUUGAAAAGUUUCGGAUUACCGUGGCUGCUUUCGUUCGCGGGGCUCUUAAAAUCCUCAAAGGACUUUUCAAGACCAUGUUAUCCGUUGCUUGCGCCAGACGGCCAGCCGUUCGAAUACAACCAGUGCAUAGCUCUAGUCAAGAUCGAGACGCCUUUCACAGCCACCCGGCCAUCUGGGUUCCAAUAUUUUUCAGAAUUAGGGCUUCCACUCCCAAUGUGGGAGGUUUUCAUCGAUUUGAGCAAUUUGUCCAAUACAAUAAGAGCCUAUCACUGUGGCCUCGGCCCCCGAUUUGAAGUCGAUCGCAUCGCGGAUUGCCGCAACCUGAUCCAACACCGAUUGCUUUCUCUGCCACGGAAUCGGCACGAAUGUUGGGCUGAGAUCCCUACCAAAGAAAUCAAUGACGCCACACUCUAUCUGUUCUUAGCGUGUUGCUCGACAGCACUGCUCUACAGCACCCAUGUCACAUUUCCCAUCCCUUGUCCUACAGUUCAGAGAUUGGAGGCCCUUACUGACCUUCAGAAGUGGAUCCAGCUGGCUGGUUAUUAUUGGGAUGGCAGCAACACCCAGGCCUUACGCAUGAUGCUUUGGUGUACAGUUAUUGGUGGGAUUGCGGCGAAGGGCAAUUCACCGCGGUUCUGGGCUGCGGCAGAAGUGAGCCGGUUAUCGGCUCUUCUUGACCUGAACAGCUGGGUCGAGGUCCGAGAUGUCAUGAAGAUGUUCUGCUGGAUGGAACAAGCGUGCGAUGUGGAAGGGCAAGAACUAUGGAAGGAAGCUGAAUUUUGCUCUACUGUUGCAUUAUGA
Messenger RNA from Trichoderma virens Gv29-8, 1683 nucleotides. RefSeq lists its product as uncharacterized. NCBI's taxonomy places the organism in Eukaryota, Fungi, Ascomycota, Sordariomycetes, Hypocreales, Hypocreaceae. The coding region runs from base 1 to 1683 and encodes 560 amino acids. The record is from RefSeq and is a predicted model, not a curated record. The transcript is spliced from 3 exons.